CCGUAGAAUUUUGAGUGUUAGCACAACAUCAGCAUGCACGUAAGGCCAUGUGUAAUUACAACACCCUAACCAAAACUCUGCUUUCCCUCUGCUCCAAAACCAGAUCUUUUAUCCAAACCAAGCAAACUCACGCCUUUGCCAUUCUCCAUGGCCUCCUCCCCACCGACAUUUCCCUCUCCGCCUCUCUCAUUCUCCGCUACGCCGCUUUUAGUUCCCCUUCAACUUGUCUCCUCCUGUUCCAACAAGCUCUUCCCUAUUCUCGAACGCCUUUCUUAUGGAACACCUUCAUCCGUGCUUUAUCCAUCGCUAGAGUUAAUCACGACGGAUUUCAGUUCCAUAUUUACAAUUCAAUGCUUCGAACAGGAAUAAAACCCGAUGUUUAUACUUUCCCUUUCCUUCUCAAGGCUUGUGCCGAUGGUUUUUAUUUUCAAAAAGGCUUGGAGGUUCAUGGGACUGUUAUUAAAACUGGGUUUGGUUCGAGCGUUUUAUUAGGCAAUACCCUCUUGUCCUUUUAUGGCAACUGCGGGGGUUUGAGGGAAGCGAGGAAAGUGUUUGAAGAAAUGCGUGAGAGAGAUGUUGUAUCAUGGAAUACAGUUCUAGGGUUUUUUUCGGUUAAUGGGUUUUACUUGGAGGCCCUUGAUUUUUUCUCCCUAAUGAAUUUUAGUUCUGACAUGAAGCCCAACAUGGUUACUUUUGUCACUUUGUUGCCCGUUUGUGGAAGGGUCGGAGAUAUAAGGUUGGUGGUGCAGAUUCAAGGAAGUGUUGUUAAGGUUGGAUUAAAUUCUGAAGUUACCAUCGGGAAUGCAUUGAUUGAUGCAUAUGGGAAAUGUCUCGGUUCAGAUGAUUCAAAACGAGUUUUUGAUGAAAUGGUGGAUAAAAAUGGGGUUUCUUGGAAUGCAAUAAUUUUUAGUCUAGCUUACAUGGGGCUUAAUAGGGAUGCGUUGGAUAUGUUCAGGUUGAUGAUGGAGGUUGGGCUGACACCCGAUUCCAUCACUAUUUCAAGUAUGAUAGCAUUGUUGGUUGAGUUAGAAUUUUUCAAUUUAGCAAAGGAGAUUCAUGGUUUUAGUCUGAGAUUUGGCAUUGAACAUGAUGCAUUUAUCUCGAACACAUUGAUCGAUAUGUAUGCAAAAGCAGGUCAUCCGAGUUCAGCUUCAAAUGUGUUUCGCCAAAUGAAUUUGAGGAGAAAUGUUGUUUCGUGGAAUGCCAUGGUUGCCAAUUUUGCUCAGAAUAGGUUCGAGUCGGCGGCUAUGGAACUAAUAAGAGAAAUGCAAGCUCAAGGUGAGGUUCCAGAUUCCAUUACCUUAACAAAUGUUCUUCCAGCUUGUGGACGGGUAGGAUCUCUUCAAAAUGGAAAAGAAAUUCAUGGUAGAACGAUUCGUCUGGGAUCCAACUAUGAUCUGUUUGUUUCCAAUGCUCUGACAGACAUGUAUGCAAAAUGUGGACACCUAAAGCUUGCUCAAAAUGUCUUUAACACCUCAAUUAAGGAUGAAGUCUCAUACAAUAUUUUGAUCGUAGGCUAUUCACAAACUAGUGAAUGGUCAAAAUCUGUGAGUUUGUUCUUAGAAAUGGAGCUCAUUGGUAUGAAACAUGAUGUAGUUUCAUUCAUGGGUGUUACAUCAGCCUGUGCAAACCAAGCCGCGUUCAAGCAAGGCAAAGAAAUCCAUGGACUGGCUGUGAGAAGGCAUUUUCACACCCAUCUCUUUGUCGCUAAUUCCCUAUUGGACUUCUACACUAGAUGUGGAGAAAUUGACACUGCUAGGAAGCUCUUUGACCAGAUUAAGCACAAGGACGUUGCCUCAUGGAAUACUAUGAUAUUAGGUUAUGGAAUGCUAGGUGAACUAGACCCUGCCAUCAGUCUCUUUGAAGCAAUGAAGACAGAUGGUAUUGAGUAUGAUUCGGUUUCAUACAUUGCAAUACUAUCGGCUUGUAGCCAUGGGGGAUUACUUGAUAAAGGGAGGAAAUACUUCGAAGCAAUGAAAAAUCAGAAAAUUAAGCCAACAGAAAUGCAUUACGCAUGUAUGGUCGAUCUUCUGGGCAGGGCUGGCCUACUGGAAGAGGCAAAAGAACUUAUUAAAAGCUUGACAGUAACCCCGGAUGCUAAUAUUUGGGGUGCUUUACUUGGAGCAUGCCGAAUUUUCGGAAAUGUUGAGCUAGGGUGUUGGGCUGCUGAGAAUUUGUUUAAGUUAAAGCCCCAGCAUGCUGGAUACUAUACUGUUCUAUCAAACAUGUAUGCUGAAGCAGGGAAAUGGGAUGAGGCAAAUAGGGUUAAGGAACUGAUGAAAUUAAGGGGCGCAAGUAAGAAACCCGGGUGCAGUUGGGUUCAUAUCCAGGACCAGGUCCAUGCUUUUGUGGCUGGAGAGAGAAUGGAGAGAUUGGAUCCAACUCAAUGGCUUGCUUGAUACAGAUCAAAUUUUGUUAUGAACAUUUUCAUUCAGCUUGGCAGUUCAUCACCUGAGAUUAUUCAGAAGCUCUUCUUGUCAAUAAUAUUUAGGUCUCGUUACUGUUGUGUGUCUUAUGGGCGUUAUUAGAUAUCACACGUGUGUAUUUCUCAAGGAGAGGACUGCGAGAGCGGUGACGAAAAGAGGGGAUAGGGUCAGCACCGGCACAAUCCUUCAGCCCUAUUCAUUGAAUAAAGCUUGUUUCAGCAGUUCAUGGCACCCAUCCGGGGCAGAGAUGGAUUGAUCAAGUAUCGGUGCCCGAAUAUGUUUGUUCGUGUUAAUCGUCACCAAGCCUGAUCAUGGACACCGAAUAUGAUCGUUUUAACUGUCAGCCAAGCCUGAUCAUGGACCAAGUUCGACGCUGUUCAGCAUUCUCUGAUGCUUAAGGAGCUCCUUUCUGCCUUUGGCCUGCAACCGUCGAAGUUUUAAAGUGGUGGGGGGGGGGGGGGAACAAAAAGGAAGAUGAGAAGG
Messenger RNA from Hibiscus syriacus, 2909 nucleotides. RefSeq names its product pentatricopeptide repeat-containing protein At4g14170-like. Lineage: Eukaryota; Viridiplantae; Streptophyta; Magnoliopsida; Malvales; Malvaceae. Gene Ontology annotation, biological process: RNA modification. The coding region runs from base 48 to 2399 and encodes 783 amino acids. The record is from RefSeq and is a predicted model, not a curated record. Gene Ontology annotation, molecular function: protein binding; RNA binding. The transcript has a single exon.